ACUUCGCAGUCAAAAGAAUGGUUCAAUAGCGCGCCUCAGAAAGAUUGUUUUUCAUUUUUGUCUACAUUACGGUUGAGGAUUUCGUUAUGGGUAAGCUGAAAACCGGUCCGCCAAUAUCAAUAAUUAAAGCUAGCAGAGGUGCACAAAGUAACUUAACUAAUUUUUAUUCAACUUCUUACCAAACUUCUCACGGGGAUGAUAAUUUUAUUCCGAAGCCUGUGAAAUCUGUGGGAACCGGCUACAAGGCAAAUUUCAGGCCGGACAUUUACUACACAACGCGACUUGAUCAACUGGAUAAUUUAGAAUUAGGAAAAGACCUGAAACAAAAUUAUGAAACUUUUUACAUGAAACAACAUCGAGCAUAUACCACGGGAUCAGAUGGGAAAGACAAGCUUCCGCUAAAAAUUCUUCCUCGUAAAUCUGGUUUCACUCAACAAUCUCCAAUAACAUACGCUGAUUCCAAAAAUGUUACGAUUGCUAGAGAGGGGACGAUGACAGGAAAUGUUUAUAAAUCUCUUUUGAGGAGACUACAAGAGAAAAGAAUAUCACAUCUAGACGACGGAUCCUUGAUUCCAGAAACCGAAACAACAACUUGCUAUUUGGGAAAACCAAGCGAAAGAAUGAAAACGCAUUUAAAAGACGUUGGAUUCAUGGAACCGUCUGGAUUCACUCACUAUCAUCAUUUCGAUCCAGUAUUAUAUCUUGGCAGGGCACCGUUUGAUGGAGCAAGAUAUGGUAACAGAACUUUGAGACCAACCGGAAUAAGUGAACAUCAAAAUCAUUUUGUACGAUGGCCUACCUUAGAAGGAACAGAGAUGAAUGCUGGUGUGAGAAAACGGGCGAAACGCGACACAGGUUACAGCUUUGAAACCGCGAAACCACGAUUUGUUCAUCGCAAAAUAGAAGAUGCUUUUACGAAUAUAGGACAAAUGCCUCCACCUGUUGCUUCUAGAGUGAAGAAACAAGAUCCGUGUGAAUACGUGAACUUGACAAGAGGCGGCGAUCAUACAAGUCUUGCAAGAAGUAAUUUUCAAGGACAGCAGCGACCCCCCAAGAGUCCAAACCAUAAGUUGUCACGAGUUUCAACGGGACAUAAAGAACUGACUGGAUUUUCCACAAAUAACGAAGGCCACGUCGCGAAAGUCGACGACAAAACGCGAUUUAUAUCCCAUUAUGAUGUUAAAUUUGGACCCAAGCAAGCUGGAUAUCCCGGUUUUGCCAAAGUAUCGGGAUUCGCGAAACAGACAAACGGAUUCACAAAGAGUACAGUGGUACAUUCAUUUGGAGAUGGAGUUUCCUUUAGGCCAGAAAAUUUACGGGCGCUUCAUCCAAUCGCAGCCAAAGUUGUGAAGCAUGACAACCCGUGUUACAUGGACAACACGAGAAAUUUUAAAAUAAGAGACUGCGUUAGAGCUUAGUUGUUUUCUUUUUCGUAUGAAUCGCAAAUUAUAUAGUUUUACAACAUUGAAAACUACACCCAAGCGCUAAAGUGUACAAAGUUUUUCUGCAAUAAAAAAAGAUACAAAGAGG
Styela clava is the source of this 1530-nucleotide messenger RNA. RefSeq names its product stabilizer of axonemal microtubules 4-like. The record is from RefSeq and is a predicted model, not a curated record. NCBI's taxonomy places the organism in Eukaryota, Metazoa, Chordata, Ascidiacea, Stolidobranchia, Styelidae. Gene Ontology annotation, molecular function: phosphatase binding.